This is a messenger RNA of Saccostrea echinata, 913 nucleotides long. Its product is annotated as zinc finger protein 16-like. The transcript is spliced from 4 exons. Bases 79 to 888 code for a protein of 269 amino acids. Gene Ontology annotation, cellular component: nucleus. NCBI's taxonomy places the organism in Eukaryota, Metazoa, Mollusca, Bivalvia, Ostreida, Ostreidae. The record is from RefSeq and is a predicted model, not a curated record.
UGGCGCUUUGCAUUGCACCAAAGCUACUUGCUCAGGAGUCCUAUUUCGGUGUCUAGAUUUCAGCCAAAUAGAUGCAAUAUGCCGAAAUCUUUUAUGGUAAAAAAUUCUAGACGAUGGAACCCGACAAGAAGUGUUGUCAGCGAAACAGAGACCCAUAACACAUCUUUAACUGUCCAAGAUAAGGAACAAAAUUCAAAAGCAGACGAUGCCAACCAAGAUGAAGAGCCAAUGACCUUCCAAAUGCUACUACAGCAUUACUUAUCUGCUCUAGAGAGAAGACAUCGCCAGAUGGAUUUUCGAUCCUUUUCGGAUGUUUUCCACUCAAUUCCCAAACAGCUGCUCUUAUUUGAGACAGAGGGGCAACUUACAGACUACUGCAACUGCUUCCGGUGUCAUUUACUUACCCCAUUCCUAGAUAACCGCUCCCAGAAUUCUAUCUCUCAACCAGUUAUGGAAGUAGACGAAGAUUCGUCCCAGUCGUCAUCAAAUUGGACGGAGCGACAAUUGCUGAUAGAUACUACUCUGCAUGAUGUGUCUGACUUUCAUAGAGCUUUUCGUUGUCCCGAGUGUGGAAAGACCUUCAAAAGGUCAUCUACCCUCAACACACACAUGUUGAUACAUAGUGACACCAGACCCUACCCAUGCCAGUACUGUGGCAAACGAUUUCACCAAAAGUCUGAUAUGAAAAAGCAUACCUUUAUUCAUACAGGUGAGAAGCCACACAAAUGUAAUGUGUGCGGGAAAGCUUUCAGUCAGUCCUCCAACCUCAUCACCCACAGCCGGAAACAUACAGGAUUCAAGCCGUUCAGAUGUGACAGGUGUGGCCGAAACUUCCAAAGAAAGGUCGACCUUCGGCGCCACCUCGAAACCAACCAUAAGACUGACUGACGUGAUUCUAAAUGAAUUCACAAGC